Quercus lobata is the source of this 756-nucleotide messenger RNA. RefSeq lists its product as uncharacterized. The record is from RefSeq and is a predicted model, not a curated record. Lineage: Eukaryota; Viridiplantae; Streptophyta; Magnoliopsida; Fagales; Fagaceae. The transcript is spliced from 2 exons. The coding region runs from base 1 to 756 and encodes 251 amino acids.
AUGGAGGGGCUCAGAAAGACUCGCCAGCCAGAACUUUUCAUGUCCUUGAAGAGGGACAUGGCCAUGGUCACUCAACAGAUUUUUGUUGCAAAGGAAUGGGCCAAGAAGGCUCGCGAGGACUUGCAUAGGGUGGCUCAGUCCCGCUAUGCCGCCGAGAAGGCUGCUGGUGAUCUCAAACAGGAUUUUGAUCGUCAGGAUAAAGAAAUAAAGGAGGUGAAGAAGGCUCACGCGAGCGCGGAGGUCGGCCUUAAGAAUGCCGAAAAGCAAGCUGAUGAGAAACUUACGGCGAAGCAGCAGGCGGUCUCCACGCUCAAGGCUGAGCUUGCAAGGACUAAGGAGGAGGCCCGCUUGGCCAAGGAAGCUGCUGAGAAGGCUGUGGCGGCCUCCUAUGAGCGUGGAGUUCAUAAUGCUGAGGCUAGGCUGGCCGAGGAGGUAGCCAUUGUCUGCAGGGAAUACAUCACCACGUCUUGGGGUGUAGCCCUGGAUCGGGCAGUUGUCCCAGCGGAUUCUGAUCUCAGGAAGGCUGAGAACAUCUUCUUCCCAGAGGAUGUACGCGAAAUUCCUGACCAGGAUGCCUCCAAAGAGCCCCUUCCAACAGACUCCUUUAUUCUCGAAGCUGGGGGCGAGGAGCAGGCCGCGCAGGACAAGCCACCUGAGGACAGCCUUUCCAUCAACGAGAUCGUCGUACAGGCCAAGGAGGUUGCCCCGGGGACCCAAGCAGCUGAUGGUCAGCCCACUCCUGCUCAGGGCUCUUAG